This is a messenger RNA of Colius striatus (speckled mousebird), 1539 nucleotides long. It is a transcript of the gene HHATL, whose product is annotated as hedgehog acyltransferase like. The transcript is spliced from 11 exons. The record is from RefSeq and is a predicted model, not a curated record. The coding region runs from base 28 to 1539 and encodes 503 amino acids. Gene Ontology annotation, cellular component: endoplasmic reticulum. Gene Ontology annotation, biological process: negative regulation of N-terminal protein palmitoylation. NCBI's taxonomy places the organism in Eukaryota, Metazoa, Chordata, Aves, Coliiformes, Coliidae. Gene Ontology annotation, molecular function: acyltransferase activity.
ACAGCACUGGGGUGAUAACCUGCAGCCAUGGGGGUUAAAGCAAUGCUCCCCAGCUACGAGCUGGGGUUUUAUGCUCUGGUGGUGACAUGUGCUGUGGUGUACAGUGGCAGUGAGAUCUUUGGAGCAUCCAGAGACAGCAUGAACAGAAAGGCGUUUCGGGAUGGCAUAAAGCCGGGCUGGCACUACUUUGGCAGGAAGAUGGACGUGGCUGACUUUGAGUGGGUGAUGUGGUUCACCUCCUUCAGGAACGUCAUCAUCUUCGCCCUCUCGGGACACGUCCUGUUCGGCAAGAUCUGCUCCAUGACGCUGCCACAGCACCGGGCCGUGGUGUACAUGGUGUACGGGCUCAUGGCUGUGCUGGGCAGCAUGGGGCUCGUCUACCUGAUGAUCAUCCUCUCCCACUGCCUCAUCCUCUACUCUGUGGCACUGGCCAAGCAGAAGUGGCUCUGCUACGUGGCUGGGCUCUGCUGUCUUGCUUCCUUCAAGGUGGAGCCAUUCAGCAUUUGGCAGAGCGGGUUUGUAACGGGAGCUUUUGAUCUUCAAGAUGUCCUGUUCUACGGCGGAAGCAGCUUCACCAUCAUGCGCUGCAUGAGCUUUGCACUCGAGAGCUCGGAGAGGAAAGAGGGCAUCUACUCCAUCUUCGACCUCCUCAAGUACAACUUCUACCUCCCCUUCUUCUUCUUUGGGCCUGUCAUGACUUUUGACCAGUUCCAUGCCCAGGUGAGCACCCGAGAGCUGAGGCGCAAAGACGACGAGAUGAGGGACAUCCGUGCCCGUGCCCUUCUCCACGUGGGAGCCAUCCUUGCUGUGGACAUCUUCUUCCACUUCUUCUACAUCCUCACCCUCCCUUCUGACCUGAAGUUUAUGAGCCGCCUCUCGGACUGGUCCUUGGCUGGCCUGGCCUACUCCAAUUUGGUGUAUGACUGGGUGAAAGCUGCUGUCAUGUUUGGGGUGAUCAACACCAUGGCCAGACUGGACCACUUGGACCCACCCCAGCCCCCCAAAUGCAUCACCAUGCUCUACGUCUUCGCAGAAACGCAUUUUGACAGAGGGAUUAAUGACUGGCUGUGCAAGUACGUGUAUGAUCACCUUGGAGAGAACCACGACAACAUCAUGAAGGAGCUCGUGGCCUCCGUCGCCACCUUUGCUGUCACCACGUUGUGGCUGGGGCCCUGUGAGAUCGUUUACAUCUGGUCUGUCUUCAACUGCUUUGGCCUCAACUUUGAGCUCUGGGUGCAGAAAUUCUUCCAGCUGGAGCCCUUUGCCAAACUGGAGGCCAAACUGCCAGCGGCCAUGUCUCGGCGGAUCAGGGCAGCUUUUGGGGCCAUGAACUUCUGGGCCAUCGUCCUUUACAACAUCCUGGCCCUCAACAGCCUGGAGUUUGCACUGCUGGUGACCAAGAGGCUCCUCCUGACGGGUUUCCCUGUCAGCACUUUGUCCAUCUGGUUCAUCACCUACUGCGGAGUGCAGCUCAUCAAAGAGCGGGAGCGCCUCGUGGCCAUCGAGGAGGAGAAGAGUGACAAAGCAAAGGUGGAGUAG